AUGCCGCACGUGCGCGCGUUUGCGGAGAUGCUGAAACGGCAACAGCGGCGAGUGGCGCGGGAUAUGGGGAUCGGCGCGAGUCGCCUCUUGUACAGCUACACGCACGUGGCGAACGGGUUCGCGGCGGAGCUGACGGCGGGGGAGGCGCGGCGGAUGCGGCGACACCCCGCCGUGGGCAGCGUGACGCGCAGCGGGCGCUUCCGCCUGCUCACGACCGCGUCGCCCGCGUUCCUGCAGCUGCCGCCGUCGCUGUGGGCGGCGGCGGGCGGGCAGAGCAGCGCGGGCGAGGACGUGGUGGUGGGCGUCGUGGACACCGGCAUCUGGCCCGAACACAAGUCCUUCGCUAACGACUCUUCCUCCGCGUCUUUCCUCUACGACAGUGCGCCGGCGGGGUGGCAGGGGUCGUGUCGGAAGAGCGCGGACUUCCCCGCGUCCGCGUGCAACGGCAAGAUCGUGGGCGCGCAAGUGUUCUACUCGGGCUUCAAGCGCGACUCGCGCGACCGCAUGGACUUCACAAAGGACUGGCUCUCGCCGCGCGACGCCGACGGCCACGGCACGUGGUGCUCGGGCUCGGCAACGGGGAACGGCAACGUGCAGACGCAGACGCUGGGCCCGAUCAGCGGCAUGGCGCCGCGCGCGCGCUUGGCAGUGUACAAGGUGUUUUGGAAGCAGCGCGGCGGGUACAUGUACGCCACGUACGCGGACAUCUUUGCCGCCGUCAACCGCGCCGUGGCGGACGGCGUGGACGUGCUGAGCCUGUCGCUGGGCGGGUCCGACAGCUCCGCAACCUACUUUGACGACUCCACCUUCAUCAACGUCCAUGCGGCGGGUGUAGUGGUGGCUUUUGCGGCGGGCAACGCGGGUAGCCCGUGGCGAGUGGGCAUGGGUUACCGUACUCUGGAUAACUUUUCCCCGUGGUACAUCACGGUUGGCGCCAG
Closterium sp. Naga37s-1 is the source of this 938-nucleotide messenger RNA. The record is from the annotation of a GenBank genome assembly. Lineage: Eukaryota; Viridiplantae; Streptophyta; Zygnematophyceae; Desmidiales; Closteriaceae.